AUGGCUGACCAGUAUGGGGGCAACACCUUGCCCGAAGAAAUCUUGUCAAUCAUUUGUCAGGAACUCGGCAGUGACGGUGACUUCGGCUCUCUUUACAGAUGCGCGAGAAGCUCUAAGUCAUUUGCAGACCCUGCGUUGAGGACAAUGUACCAAUUGCACCAAAAUUCACCAGCUUUCGAGCAAAGAGAAUACCUGGACAUUCAACAGCGCCCUGUCAAUUUUAGUAUAAGAGCUGCCGAGCAAGCUGACUUCUUUCGCAAGUGGACUUUGCUGUGGCGGUCAAUCACCCUCUCUAGUCUCGACGACAAGACUUGCUACAAGCCCUAUUGCCGCUAUAUCAGAACGCUGGACUUUCGUAAUCUAUCCUUCAUGCUUGAGGACCAAAAAUUCAUGGGUGCUGUGAGGAAGGCAUUCUUCGCAGGUCCUCUGCAGCGUUUCUAUUUCCCCAAGAAAGAAUUUAAUAAGCAGGUUGUAGAUGUUGUGGCUACUGUCAACGCGAUCGGAGAUGCAGUAACGGCCAAGACUACUUUAUUGGAAGAGAUCGAUGGCCAUAUUAGCCCCGGGUUUCUUCCUAGAUGGAUAUCUCGUUCGCCGAAGCUACAAUCACUGGUUUUGUGGAAAGGGGAGGCGCUUGCUAAUGGAGCCGGAGAAUCAAUCGCACAGCACUGUGACCAGUUUCGAAAUUUGACCAUUCAUGAUUGGUUAUCACCCGAUGCAGACGAAUCGUUUGCUUGCUUCCUCAAUGAACUUCCUGCAGAUACUCUUACCUAUUUUGAGAUCAUCAGCCAGAACGAAAUAGGCAAGCUGUCUUUUCAAGCACUCGGACAUCACAAAUCGUUGCAGCAACUGGAUCUGGGCAAUCUCAAUCGAGAGGCAAUACAGAACCUAAAUGCUUUGAAAGCUUGCACUGAAAUCCACACUCUGAAGCUCGACGAUUACUUUGGAACAGUUCAACUUGAGGCAGUAAACAACGAUGUUUUCAUUGAGAUUGUUGAAUGGUUAAGUUCUUGUCGUAAGCUGCGCGAUCUCAGAUUGAAAAAGUUCUUUGACGGACCAGCAAUCCUCAGCCGUGUGCUUUACUCACCAACUGUCAGAUUGACAACGCUUUCACUCGAAGGUUAUACCGUCCGACACACGAGCGCGCAAUUAUUCCACAGUGCGCUAUCGGAGCAACAAUCCUUGGAAUCCGUCUUUCUCAAAGGGAAUGGCGAGGACACCACACCGGAUGACCUACAGAUCAUGGUUGAAGGACUUUGCAACUUGACAAAUCUACGCGAGCUAGUCCUGAAAGAUGUCUCGGAUGAGUUCUCAGAAGAACACAUCAUCUCCUUAGCACUCGGCCUUCCACUGUUGGAGGAGUUCUGGACUAGUGGUGGUGAAGUGUCCGCAGACAUUCUCCCAGCUCUUGCACAUCUCAAGAAGCUGAAAAAUCUGAAUUUAUACGCUCUGACUCGGUUUCCCAUGGAUGCAAUCAUUGACUUUCUCUCAAGUCUUGAUUCACAGGCUCAGAGAGGCUUUAACCUUUCUCUGAUGGCUGCGGAUCCUGAGUGGGAUUUAAGCGAGAUGGAGCAAGACAUCAUAAGAGAGUACAUUCGAGCGAACCUCGAUGGACGCUUCGAGUUCGUGUUGUGGCGAGAGGCUGAUCUAAGUGACAGCGAGGACGACUCGUAA
Molecule: messenger RNA, 1671 nt
Organism: Exophiala aquamarina CBS 119918
Lineage: Eukaryota; Fungi; Ascomycota; Eurotiomycetes; Chaetothyriales; Herpotrichiellaceae
Exons: 2
Coding region: 1-1671 (556 amino acids)
Source: RefSeq, a predicted model, not a curated record